This is a messenger RNA of Durusdinium trenchii, 1455 nucleotides long. Lineage: Eukaryota; Dinophyceae; Suessiales; Symbiodiniaceae. The record is from the annotation of a GenBank genome assembly.
ACUUCACCACCCUCCGCUCUCCGCCGCUCUCCGCCCCCCUGCGCCAUGGGCAAACGGCGGCUUGAAGAGCCGGAUGAGUCCGAUCUGCCGCUGGAGGGGCAGCUGGCGCUCCUGCAGGUGGACUAUGAAGUCAUGAAAGUGGAGAAUCGAGAGCUGCGGAAGCGCUUGAUGAAGGCCUUGCGGGCGCCCAAACCGGCUCCAUUGCGGGCGAAAGAAGCGCCGAAAGAGAAGGUGAGGCAAAAGGGGGUCAAAGAGAAGGAGAAGAUGGAGAAGGAAAGGGUCAAGGAGAAGCCCAAGGAGAAGGCGAAGGAGAAGCCCAAAGAAAACGAACAAACACGACGUGGAGAGAGGCCAAUAGAGAAGGAAGCACCAAAGGAAGAUGAGGAAGAGGAUGAAGCAGAAGAAGAGGCACCUCCUGGGAUGAAUGCCGUGAUGUUGGCCAAUGCACAGAUGGAGGUCUACAACCAGCCAAUCCCCGCAGACCUGCCGAAGGAGAAGCGUGCAGCCCUGGUGGAGGAGAAGCUCAAGAGCUUCAUGGACUUCUUCCAUGACUCUGUGCAAGUCUUGGACCUGAAAUCGGACAAAACGAUUUUGAAGGGGAAGAUCUUUGGAAAGCGCUAUGGUUGCGUCUUUCGGGAGUCAGGAGAGGACUUGCAAGGGCAAAGUACCAAGCGCUUCUACUUCGACUCCAAGAGCCCCACCUACUGUCUGGACUUCGAAGCUCAUGACAGCUUGGUCACGGCAAUGGCUGGUACACCGCCCGAUGGCCGGCUAGGGCUACGGGAGGCUCGCUCGGAGAGGCUGGUCGUCUUGUACGAAGAGAAGGGAGGCAAGAUCAGCCGCAUGUGGCUGAGACCCGACACUGAGAACCUGGGUGCUGAUCCCAAAGCCGGCGAGGAGGAGCUCAUGGCCAGUGAGGUCUAUCAAAGCUUCGCUGCGAAGCUCAAGGAGCUCAAAGGAUCCGACGACCUGGGCGAGCGCAUCUUCCACAACUACCACGACGUCCCCACUGUGGGCUGAGUCUUUGCAGAGUCCAUGGAAGACUCAGCCGGGUCAUGCGCCGAAGCUGUGAACAGUUUCGGCCUUUCCAUGACCAGCUCUAGCUCUGAGUGCUCCAUCCCAGGCGAGAAAAGAUGGACAAAAAGUGCCCCAAGGAUUUGAAAAAGGGGAUCGGAGUUCAAUCGUUAGAAAAGAAUUUGAAAGGUUGGAGAAGCAGUGAUUCUCCAUGAAAUCGUUGGGACCGGUUAAAGCCCAAACAAACCAAUGCCUUCAAAAAGCCAGGUGAACCAUGGCGAAACCGUUCACGUUCCACCCGGAGGGUUCGGGUCCCCCGGUCGGGUCGGGUCGACGUCCGUGGAUCGACCGCUGCGUCGGGAGAAGCUGAAAAGGAUCGACCGGUGGGGACACAUGAGCUUCGAUUUCGGAGGGAAACGGGUGGCCGGUAGUCGAUGGAUG